AUGACCGAGAUUUUAACAUCACGUUACUCUGACCCAACAUGCGAACAGAUGCGGAAGCAUUUGUGCCAUGCGAAUAAAAUUGCGAAACGGGCGUUACAAUUCGGUCACCACCCAUUUGGUUGCGUGCUUAUCGCUCCAGAUAAUGAAACAAUUUUAAUGGAACAAGGAAAUAUUGAUACGGUGAAUCAUGCUGAAUCGACGCUUGUACGAAAUGCGUGUACGAAUUUUUCAUCGGAAUAUCUUUGGAACUGUACACUUUAUACAACGUUUGAACCGUGUGUAAUGUGUGCGGGGACUUUGUAUUGGGCGAAUAUUGGUCGGGUUGUUUAUGGUGCAACAGAAAAACGUUUGCUUGAAUUGACUGGUAAUGAUGAAAAGAAUCCUACACUGGAUAUUCCUUGUCGUUAUGUUUUUGAACAUGGACAGAAAAAUGUGAAAGUAUGGGGUCCGUUUCCUGAACUUGAGGACGAAUUAGUCGAACCUCAUAAAAAUUUUUGGAAACAAAUAAAAUAG
This is a messenger RNA of Adineta ricciae, 513 nucleotides long. Lineage: Eukaryota; Metazoa; Rotifera; Eurotatoria; Adinetida; Adinetidae. The record is from the annotation of a GenBank genome assembly.